AUGUCUGCGAGCGCUGUCUACGUCUUGGAUUUAAAAGGAAAGGUACUGGUGUGCCGGAACUACCGCGGUGAUGUUGACAUGUCUGAGAUCGAGCACUUCAUGAGCCUGCUGAUGGACAAGGAGGAGGAGGGGACACUGUCUCCCAUCCUGGCCCAUGGCGGCGUGCGUUUCAUGUGGAUUAAACAUAAUAACCUAUACUUGGUGGCAACAUCCAAGAAAAAUGCCAGUGUGUCCUUGGUUUUCUCCUUUUUGUACAAAAUUGUCCAGGUUUUCUCCGAGUAUUUCAAGGAACUGGAGGAAGAGAGUAUCCGGGAUAAUUUUGUAAUCAUAUAUGAGCUGAUGGAUGAGUUGAUGGACUUUGGCUAUCCGCAGACCACAGACAGCAAGAUUCUACAAGAGUAUAUAACUCAGGAGGGGCACAAGCUGGACACAGGGGCCCCCCGCCCACCCGCCACGGUCACUAACGCAGUCUCCUGGCGCUCAGAGGGUAUCAAAUACAGGAAAAACGAAGUUUUCCUGGACGUCAUCGAAUCUGUUAACCUCCUGGUAGGACCAACUUUGUUCAAUUUGUUAUGUGUUGUCAGUGCCAAUGGCAACGUCCUGCGUAGCGAAAUCGUCGGCUCCAUUAAGAUGCGUGUAUUCCUGUCUGGCAUGCCCGAGUUGCGCCUGGGCCUCAACGACAAGGUUCUGUUUGAAAAUACUGGACGUGGCAAGAGUAAGUCUGUGGAGCUAGAGGACGUCAAGUUUCAUCAGUGCGUUCGCCUGUCUCGCUUCGAGAACGACCGCACCAUCUCCUUCAUUCCCCCUGAUGGCGAGUUUGAGCUCAUGUCCUACCGCCUCAACACUCACGUGAAGCCUUUGAUCUGGAUUGAAUCCGUCAUUGAGAAGCACUCCCACAGUCGCAUCGAGUACAUGAUUAAGGCCAAAAGCCAAUUUAAACGGCGCUCCACCGCAAACAAUGUGGAGAUCCACAUUCCUGUGCCAACAGACGCUGACUCUCCCAAAUUCAAGACCACGGUUGGCAGCGUCAAGUGGGUUCCAGAAAACAGCGAGAUCGUCUGGUCCAUCAAGUCCUUUCCCGGUGGCAAGGAGUAUCUGAUGCGAGCCCACUUUGGCCUUCCGAGUGUGGAAGCAGAAGAUAAGGAGGGGAAGCCCCCGAUCAGCGUCAAGUUCGAGAUCCCCUACUUCACCACUUCAGGCAUCCAGGUGCGUUAUCUGAAGAUCAUUGAGAAGAGCGGCUAUCAGGCUCUGCCCUGGGUGCGCUACAUCACCCAAAAUGGAGAUUACCAGCUCCGCACCCAGUAA
Nerophis lumbriciformis (worm pipefish) is the source of this 1305-nucleotide messenger RNA. The record is from RefSeq and is a predicted model, not a curated record. Lineage: Eukaryota; Metazoa; Chordata; Actinopteri; Syngnathiformes; Syngnathidae.